GGCAUGGACGCCUUCGCCAACAUCGCCGACCAGGGCUUUCAAAGCCUUGCCAGAACCUGGCAUGUGGUGACCGGAGCUUCGCUUCUGCAGCGCAGGCAAUCCAAGCCUUUGAAGGCAUCCGCUGCCAAGGCCGUCAAAAUGGUGAUGAAUGGACAUCGUGAUCUCCAUAUCCAAGGCCUCCAAAGUAUCCAUGGACUCUGCGCCAUCGCACCCGGAAGAUUCUCCGGAAAAGGCAUAAUGGGGCUUCGGCGAGAAGCCACCGUAGGCAGCGAAGAAAGGCGAAGUGGUGCAGAUCAAAGCGUGGAUGCACAACCUAGGAAAAGCUGGGCGUCCACAUCACCAAGAGAAUGCAAAGGGCCUGGCAUUGGCGCCUCCACAUCGCAAGCCUGCAGGAACAUCAGCUGGAGCAGUACGCUGGAACUUCUGUCGGAAUUUCAUCUUCUGAAUGGCCAAUGUCAACGCAGCUUUGCGCUCACGGCGAAGGUGCUCUUCAGCAGAAGCGGUGUGAGAAGGACCGCGCCUGAGAAAUCUCGCCAGCUGGAAAAGAGCCAUUGCCCGAUCGAGCCGGAGGAAUGUUGAUGUAAGAGAGGUUCAAUAUUUUGAAGGUGG
Molecule: messenger RNA, 609 nt
Organism: Cladocopium goreaui
Lineage: Eukaryota; Dinophyceae; Suessiales; Symbiodiniaceae
Source: the annotation of a GenBank genome assembly